AUGUAUGCAAAAACUGUACUUAUUAUUAUUAUUAUUAUUAUUAUUAUUAAUCAUCCAACAUCACCAAUCAUCCAUCAUCCAACAUCACCAUCAUCCAUCAUCCAUCAUCCAACAUCAUCCAUCAUCCAACAUCAUCCAUCAUCCAUCAUCCAUCAUCCAUCAUCCAUCAUCCAUCAUCCAUCAUCCAUCAUCCAUCAUCCAUCAUCCAUCAUCCAUCAUCCAUCAUCCAUCAUCCAUCAUCACCAUCAUCCAUCAUCACCAUCAUCCAUCAUCCAACAUCACCAUCAUCCAUCACCCAACAUCACCAUCACCCAACAUCACCAUCACCCAACAUCACCAUCACCCAACAUCACCAUCACCCAACAUCACCAUCACCCAACAUCACCAUCACCCAACAUCACCAUCACCCAACAUCACCAUCACCCAACAUCACCAUCAUCCAACAUCACCAUCAUCCAACAUCACCAUCAUCCAACAUCACCAUCAUCCAACAUCACCAUCAUCCAACAUCACCAUCAUCCAACAUCACCAUCAUCCAACAUCACCAUCAUCCAACAUCACCAUCAUCCAAUAUCACCAAUCAUCCAAUAUCACCAAUCAUCCAAUAUCACCAAUCAUCCAAUAUCACCAAUCAUCCAAUAUCACCAUCACCCAUCAUCAUCAUCCAUCAUUAUUAUAGACCUAGAAAAUUCCCUCCAAAUUCAAACAGGGUAG
This is a messenger RNA of Schistocerca nitens (vagrant locust), 714 nucleotides long. RefSeq names its product histidine-rich glycoprotein-like. The record is from RefSeq and is a predicted model, not a curated record. Lineage: Eukaryota; Metazoa; Arthropoda; Insecta; Orthoptera; Acrididae. The transcript has a single exon. Bases 1 to 714 code for a protein of 237 amino acids.